AUGCCCGUCCGCUCCGCGCCGUCAUUGGCGCAAGUCGCGCAGAGGCGCCUGCUCGCGCAGAUGUCGGCGAUUUCGGCCUCUACGCGGCGCACGCAGAACUACCCGCGGCCAAUUAUUGCUCCUUCGAGUGUCUGUUUCACUGGAAUGAUCUCAGUCAUCGACAUCACCAUUUUCAUCGCCAGACGCUGCAGCAGCACCACCAGCAGCACCACCAGCAGUGCUAGCACCAGCUGUGGCAUGAGUAAUGCCCUCGAGUCGAUUCAGGAGCAGCAGAGCGGGGAAGAAACGGAAGGGGAAGGAGAGGGUGAGGGGGAAGGAGCGGGAGAAGGGGAAGGAGGGGGUGAAGGGGGAAAAGGGAGUGUGGGUCGAGGAGGGGGUGAAGGGGGAACAACCGAAAAGGGAGGUGGAGUAAAGGGCGACGGAGGAGGAAUGAGCGAGAAAAGGGGAGGGAGCAUCGGGAUUGGGCAGUUGGAGUGGCUGAAAGAGUCUCGUGUGGCUGAUGUGAUGGGCAAGACGGAAGAGACCCGCACCAUGCUCGUGCUGGACCCGCAUGCCACGGUGCUCCAAGCCAUGGAGCUGCUUGGCUCUAGGGGCUUCCACCGGGCCCUCGUUCCUAACGUGUGCCCGUGCGACCACGAUAAAACCACCGCCAUGCCCAUGCCUGCGCUGCUGCAGUCGCGACUAGGAGGGGUGGAGGGGGGGACAACGGGGGAGGAGUACCGUGUGCUGUCUCAGAUGGACAUUGCUGCGUUCAUGCUCAAACACGAGGGGCUGCUGGGCUUGGCACUUGCUAAAAGCAUCGACGAAAUUGGGCUGGUCUGGCCCUCUGUCGUCUCGGUGACUCCAUCCACUCCCCUUCUCGACGCUUUUAACAUGUUCCGGAUCCGAGGGAUAAGCGCAGUAGCAGUGGUGCAGCCUAAGCCAGCUCCACCAGCAGUCAUGGUGGAGGAGGGGGUGGCCCAUGGGGGGGUGCGGCAGUGUGCUGAUAGGCACUCUCUCAGCAUCAGAUGUCAAGCAGGUGGAGGUUGGUACUCUGCUCUCCCUCGCGCCCACCACCACCGUAGCUGA
Closterium sp. Yama58-4 is the source of this 1068-nucleotide messenger RNA. The record is from the annotation of a GenBank genome assembly. Lineage: Eukaryota; Viridiplantae; Streptophyta; Zygnematophyceae; Desmidiales; Closteriaceae.